This is a messenger RNA of Pediculus humanus corporis (human body louse), 1782 nucleotides long. RefSeq lists its product as uncharacterized. Gene Ontology annotation, cellular component: cytoplasm. The record is from RefSeq and is a predicted model, not a curated record. Bases 1 to 1782 code for a protein of 593 amino acids. NCBI's taxonomy places the organism in Eukaryota, Metazoa, Arthropoda, Insecta, Psocodea, Pediculidae. The transcript has 9 exons.
AUGAAAGUUUUGCCGGAGCCAUGGAAAAGUUUGCCAUCUUUGGCCAUGCCAGAUGGAGCUCAUAAUUACGAUAAUGAUUCUGUGUACUUUCAUUUACCCAGUUUAGAUAAUUCGACAGAUACAAUUUUUGGAAUAUCUUGCUUCAAACAAAUUCCUAUUGAAAAAGUCAAAAAGAAAACAUCAGACAUGACUAGAGGUGCUGUGCAAAAAGCUGUUUGUGUUUUAAGUACUGUACCAUCUUAUGGAUAUUUACAGAUAAAAAUGGAUUUGGUGACAGAUGCAUUUUUCGAAGGUGAUUUUUCAGAAGUAUCAUUAUUAAAAGAUGCUUUUCAUCAUUUGAAUGGUUGCUUGCCACUUUCCUAUGUACAACAUUUACACGAUGGUUUAUCUGUUCGAGAUUUGAUUGUGAGAUUUCGUCACAGAGCUUUACUUCUAUUCAAACUAAUCCUAUUAGAAAGAAAAGUUAUUUUUUUUCAUUCUCCAGUUCAGCCUUUAUGUUCAUGUGUAUUAUCAUUGAUCUCUUUGUUUCCCGGAGUGAUACAAAAAGGCCUUUAUGAUUCUACUUGCGGAUAUCAAACAAAAAAUGUUGUUAAUUGUGUAAAAAAUAAUAUAGAAGAAACAGAUGAGAAAAGACUUAAAAAUUUAGAAGAUGACCAAAGCGAAUUAAAUGAUAAAAAAUCACCAAUAGUAGUAGAAGAUGUAAUAAAAAUUAGUAACAAUUCAAAUAUCGAUAAUAAAAUGGUUGAUUCACUCAACAAUUGUGAAAAUGGAAAUUUAUUAGUUGAAGACGCGAACGUAUUAGAUAAGAAUAUUAACGAUAAUAAUAGACUGAAAAAAAACAACCAUUCGGAGCCGGAUAACCAAAAUAAUAAAAAGGAAAUGGAUGAUGAAGUUCAUCAAACGAAUAAAAAUGAUUGUGGGGGUGUUGAUGAAGAAGAAGUUGAUAUUUUUUUCAUGGAUGAUUAUUUCACAGAUUUAAAAAUUUUAGAAAAUUCUCAACUCGAAAAAAAUCCAGAAUCUUUUACGGGAGAAACAACUCCAUUGAAUUGUGAUUUAGGUUUUAUAGAAAAUUUAAAUUUAGAUAAUUACGGUUUACCACUUGAAAUAUUCACGCAAGGAAAUUUAUGUCUUCCUUACGUGAGCAUAAGUUAUUUGGAUUUUUUAUCCGGUGAAAACGUACAAGGUUUUGUAGCUGGGGCUGCAAACGUUUUAUUCAAACAAAAAAGACAUUUGGCGGAUGUUUUAAUAGAAUUAGAAACGAACAAAAUAGAAACACACUGUCCGGAACUUCGAAGACAAUUAUUAUUAACAACGGAAGAUCUUAGAUUCGGUGAACAAUUAAUAAAAGGUUUAGAUUUAAAUACGACGGAAAAUGGGGAUGAAUGGUUUCGAUCGCAAUUCACGUUGUACCUCAUUUCAUUACUUCGGACAUCUUUGCUCCAAGAGGGGAGUAAAGAAAUAGAUCAUUUCAAUAAUCAUUUCGUUAACGCUUGGAAAAAUACGAAAAAUUACAAAAAGUGGAUUGAAAAAGAAUCAAACGAAAUAUCAGACAUAAAUCCAGGUCAUCCUUGUGCGGGUAAUCUUUCGGUAACGGAUAUGAGAUUAAGAUUGUCGCAAGUCAUGUCGAGUUCGGAAAGUGGAAGAAGAUUAAAUCAAGCCGUGACGACUACAGGGAAAGCUGUCGGUGGAGCAAUCAUUCAAGCAAAAGGAGCUUUUACUCAUUGGUGGAGCAGUUUGACAGCACCCGAAUCAAAACCAGUCAAACCCGUUGAAAACAUUUAA